UAAAGAAUAGUAAAAUAAAUAACUGAAGGAAGUUCUGAAUUUCAGUUAGAAAUUUUGAGAGACAGACACACAGACACAGACCACAGAGAUAAGAGAACGAGAGGUACUGAAGGUUUAAUCCUUUCAGGGAAGGACUCAAGUCCAAGGGCUGCUUAACUUCCGUCUACAACUAUUUCUGCCUGAAACCACCCUCCUCUGACCACUCACUUCCUUUCUGAGACAAGGGCGGAGCCAGCGAAACUACCUCAACUUUGACUGAGUCCAAGUGGGUGCCCCCCUGCCUCUUCCCCUCCUUGGCACUCUACCUGUCUGGCAUCAGCCUCUGCAUGUGUCUGUCCACACAGGAAAAGCCACAUGGCUGAAGGAUGAUUCUUCCAUGACUCUUGAUCUGGACCGAGGCUUCCCCUCUCUCACCAGUGGUCUGCCUCCCCCAGAUCAGUUAUAGGCCCAAGUCAAGGACAUCCAUCUUACCUCCAUUUCCUUGUCCUGAAUCAGGAGGCCUGCAUAGGAUGGCUGGCUGGUUCCGACAAAUCCUGCGUAAGCCCAAAAAACGCCACAUGCAGCCAGACACCAACACCAAGGAUGUCCCAGAGCCACCCUCACAAAGUAGUUCUCUACCUGAGACUCAGGAAUCUCCCUGGGUUCCCACCCCAAGCCCAGCAGACACGGAGAGCAGGAGCAGUGACUCUCGUUGGAGCAAAACCUAUGAUGUGUGUGUGUGCCAUAGUGAGCACGACCUGAUGCCUGUCCAGGAGCUGGUCUCUUAUCUGGAGGGUGAGCCCAAUGGACUGCGAUGCUUCCUGCAUCUUCGGGACGCAGCCCCAGGUGGUGCCAUUGUGUCAGAACUGUGCCAGGCGAUGGGCAACAGCCACUGCUGUGUACUGUUUAUCACCUCCCAUUUCCUUCAGGACCCCUGGUGCAAGUAUCAAAUGUUACAAGCACUAAGUGAGGCCCCAGGGUCUGAGGGCCACACCAUACCCCUGCUGGCUGGCCUGGCUCGAAGCGAAUACCCCCCUGAGCUCCGAUUCAUGUUCUACGUGGAUGGCAAUGGCCUUGACAAUGGAUUUGGAAAGGUCAAGAAGACAGUCUGGCGUUAUAGGGAUGGAGACCCCUUUGGGAAGGGGCCAGGGAGGGACUUCAAGGGUGAAGGACAUUGGUCUGCAUGAGAGAAAAGAUCUGCAAAAAUUUAGCUGAGAUGUAUAUCCCAUCUCUUCAACAUGGAACCCAAGAUGUCGGAGCAGGACUGGACUUGGAGCUAGAAGGGACACUGAGAGUCUCCCGAAAGCCCUGGUGAAGAGCCAGGCAGGUGUUAUAAGGAUUCGUAACAUCAAUAACGUUUUUAUUCUCUGUCUGAGAUAGUCUGUAUAGCUGGUUUCUCCAAUCAUUGGGGUUUCCCUUCCCAAAAAUUCAGCUCUCGGCUGGGGGAAAUUGAAGUUGCUGCUAAUGUUGUUCCUUAGGGUAUUUCUUAGGCAGAAUGAAUGUGUUAUUUUGGUUUCUGCCCAAAAGGGAGUCUUGCCUCCACAAUUUCACAUAAAGCCUAUCACAUAUCUGUAUGUUCCUAUCUCUGCCCAAGAAGAGAGCUACUGAUCUGCUCCAUCAGACAGAAUACUCUAAAGUCCUCCAGAUAGACUAAUGAAUUCUGACUCAAUUGGAGAAAAUGUGAUUGGUACCAACUCCUCCUUACAUGUAGCUUUCCUAUUUUCCCCUGCUUUCUCCAAUCCAUCUUCAUAAAGUAAAAAUCCUAUAUAACAUUUUUUUGGAGGGGGAUGUAUGUCAGGACCUUGGAAUUAUAAAUCAAUAAGCAUCUAUUAAGCACUGGAGAUACGUUAAAAAAAAAAGGGAGGGGGGAACAGAAGCUCUCAAAGAGCUCACAAUCUCAUGGGAAGAAAUCACAUAGAUAUUAUAUAAAGAAAUUAAAGACCUAAAUAGAAAAAUCAUUUUAAGUGGGAAAAGGGAAGGGACAGAGUUGUAAGGAAAGAGAUGGAAAAAUGGGAUAUGUAGAGAGAAAUGUCUAGAACCUAUAUUCAGUACCUAGGAUUACAACCAAUUUGAUCAUCCAUCCUUAAUUUGCUGGUACUGUAUCAAAGUUACCUAGGUGUCCUAGAUAACUUUGAUACAGUACCAGCAAAUUCUACAGUGAUUAAUGACUUCCAAGUUGGGAGAUGCAGUUUAUUAUAAGGACUUUGUCAUUUAAAAAAUCUUUAUUUACCUCUAAUAAAAAAAGUACUAGACAUUUUUUUAAACAUAAAAACCAUCCCUUAUAUUUAAAAAGAUGAGAAGCCUCUGGCUUAGAGAAAAAAGAAUUUAACUUUUAGGGUAUGCAGUCUUUGAAUAUGGAGUUGAAAGAACUAUAUAACUUUUCACAGCAUUUAAUCUACUUUUCACUACAUCUAUCAUCCUAGCUCCUUCCCAUUUUUGCCUUGAUUCUUUACCUGUUUUCUCCUUUUAUGCCCUACCAUUAUUCCAGAUUAUUCUUUACACUAAAGGGAGUUGAGUGAAAUAAGUUUAUAGACAGUUGAUGAUCUCUGUAAGAGGAGAAAAUUUCUACACCAAAAGUUUCCAACCCUUAUGAAAUUCUAGGUUUGGACCCCCUAAAAAUGCCCUAACUCUUGUUGAAGGAUUAAUAAAUAUUUGUUGAGUUGAUCUGAA
Molecule: messenger RNA, 2649 nt
Organism: Sarcophilus harrisii (Tasmanian devil)
Lineage: Eukaryota; Metazoa; Chordata; Mammalia; Dasyuromorphia; Dasyuridae
Gene: TIRAP
Product: TIR domain containing adaptor protein
Exons: 6
Coding region: 510-1166 (218 amino acids)
Biological process (GO): signal transduction
Source: RefSeq, a predicted model, not a curated record